AUGAAGCCCACCCUCCUCACCACCCUCGCCGCCACGGCCACGGCCACCGAGAUCCUCCUCCCCCUCUACCAAUUCCCCGCCUCCAACGGCGGCGUCUGGGCGCCCAUCGAACGGGCCCUCACCGCCAACCCCUCGCUCACCGCCAAGAUCAUCAUCAACCCCAACAACGGGCCGGGCGGUCCCAACCAAGGCAUCGACGACCCGCAAUACGAAGCGGGCACCAAAUCCCUCGCCGCCCACGCCAACGCGCAACUCCUCGGCUACGUGCACACGUCGACCGACCUCGGCGCCACCCGCUGCAACGUGCCCUGGGCGGACAUCACGGCGGACAUCCGCAAGUGGGCGACGUGGGUGGAUCGCGGGGUGGCGAUUCGGGGGAUUUUUAUCGACGAGGCGCCGAAUAGCAGUGCGAAUGAUUGCGUGGCGUAUAUGCGCAACCUGACAGAGCUGAUUCGCACGGAUGAGGAGCUGGUGGCAAGGUUUGGGCCGCGGCCGGUGGUGGUGUAUAACCCCGGGGGGACGGGCGCGUUGCAGCCAUUUUAUGACCUGGGUCCGGAUCUGAUUGUGGCGUUGGAGACGUGCUUUACGGUGCCGGAGCUGGCGGGCGAGGAUUAUGAUCAGUGUCCGAAGGCGGGGGGCUACGAGAGGUAUGAUCAUGAUGGGGUGGGUAGCUCGAUUGAUAAUGUGCUGUUUCCGAGUGUGGGGGCGGCGAACGCGGCUCAAACGGCGGUGCUGGUCCAUGGGUUUCAUGAUUUCAAUGGGCCGUCGGCGAAUUUGAGUGCUACGGCGGCCGUGCUGGAGCAGUUGGUUGGGGCGGUGGUGCAGAGGGGCAUUGGGGCGACGUUUUUCAACACGAGGGGGUAUCAUGCGUUUGAGGAUGAGCCGGCGACGUUUGAGGCUUUCGCGGGGGUGUUGAAUGCGGCGAAUGCAGCAUAG
Chaetomium globosum CBS 148.51 is the source of this 936-nucleotide messenger RNA. RefSeq lists its product as uncharacterized. The coding region runs from base 1 to 936 and encodes 311 amino acids. The record is from RefSeq and is a predicted model, not a curated record. Lineage: Eukaryota; Fungi; Ascomycota; Sordariomycetes; Sordariales; Chaetomiaceae. The transcript has a single exon.